Molecule: messenger RNA, 1177 nt
Organism: Hibiscus syriacus
Lineage: Eukaryota; Viridiplantae; Streptophyta; Magnoliopsida; Malvales; Malvaceae
Product: auxin-responsive protein IAA27-like
Exons: 5
Coding region: 117-1130 (337 amino acids)
Biological process (GO): regulation of DNA-templated transcription
Cellular component (GO): nucleus
Molecular function (GO): protein binding
Source: RefSeq, a predicted model, not a curated record
CCUACAGCCUAACCAGACUGCACACUCUCUGUCUCUACUCACAUUAGCUUUCGUGUUCUUCAUUUUGCUUGUUGUAUGUAUUUCAAGAACAAUAGUUCAUAAGAAUUUGAUACUUGAUGUCAACACCUUUGGAACAUGAUUACAUAGGCUUAGCAGAGACCUCUUCAAUGGAAAGAAGCUCUGAGAAGAUCUCUUCUUCUUUUUCUUCAUCAUCCUCUUCAAUUCCCCCCAUCAUCGAAGACAAAACCAGCAAAACCACUAAUGACACUUUUUUGAAUCUCAAAGAAACCGAGCUGAGACUCGGCUUACCGGGUUUUCAGUCUCCUGAGAGAAAAAUCUCUCUUUUUGUCAAAGACUUGGAGACAAAUGAUAAAAGGAACGGUUUUCCCAGUAGCCCUUUGAAGAACUUUGUGUCUGGAGCUAAGAGGGGUUUCUCAGAUGCCAUCGAUGCGUCUAAUGGGAAGUGGGUUUUCUCUAUGAAAGGUAAAUCUGAUGUUGAGUUGGCCAAAGGGGCUGUCUUGGCCUCUCCUAGAGGCGGUUUGGAUAGCAAAACCAAUUCCCAGCAAGCAAGACCAUCUGUGUGUAUCAUGAAAGAGGUUGUCCGUGUUCUCCAGUCUCCAAAACCAGUUCAAGAUAAGCAGAAACUUGUUCCUCCUGCAAAUGAGCAUGCUAGUGCUCCUGCUGCAAAGGCACAGGUGGUAGGAUGGCCACCAAUUAGAUCAUUCAGGAAGAACAGCAUGGCCUCUAAUUUGGCAAAGAACAGUGAUGAAGGCGCUGGUUGCCUCUAUGUAAAGGUGAGCAUGGAUGGAGCACCAUACCUGAGGAAGGUUGACCUCGACACCUACAAUAACUAUAUGGAGUUCUCAUCAGCUUUGGAGAAGAUGUUCAGCUGUUUCACUAUUGGGAAAUACAAUUCCAACGAGCUUCCUGCGCGAGAUGGUCUUAGCGAGAGUCGUUUGAUGGAUCUUCUUCACGGAUCCGAGUACGUGCUGACAUACCGAGACAAAGACGGUGACUGGAUGCUCGUCGGCGAUGUUCCAUGGGAGAUGUUCACCGAUUCGUGUAGGAGACUGCGGAUAAUGAAAGGUUCAGAGGCAACUGGACUAGCUCCAAGGGCCAUGGAGAAAUGAAAGAACCAGAACUGAUUCAGAGGCAUCUUGAAGACCUGGAAGAAAAA